Messenger RNA from Choloepus didactylus (southern two-toed sloth), 1388 nucleotides. RefSeq names its product multiciliate differentiation and DNA synthesis associated cell cycle protein (gene MCIDAS). NCBI's taxonomy places the organism in Eukaryota, Metazoa, Chordata, Mammalia, Pilosa, Megalonychidae. The transcript has 7 exons. Gene Ontology annotation, cellular component: nucleus. The record is from RefSeq and is a predicted model, not a curated record. The coding region runs from base 146 to 1300 and encodes 384 amino acids. Gene Ontology annotation, biological process: negative regulation of cell cycle; negative regulation of DNA replication.
CAGCCACGCGCCCAAGCCGACCUCAGGCCGGCUUCUGAGCCUGCAGGUGCCCAGCGGAGCGCAGGCUGAGUCGCCGUCCGAGCCCGACCCGCCGUCUCCGAAUGUAGGCGCGGGGUUCCCAGGUCGAAGCAGGCCCCGAAGCAGGAUGCAGGCGCGCGGGAGCGGCGCGGCGGGACGCCGGGCCUUCGACAGCAUCUGCCCCAACAGGAUGCUGGAUCUGCCCAGCCGGACCCUCGGCAAGCUGGGGAAGCUGGAGAGGAAGUUCGCUCCUCCGCAGAAGUUCUUUCCUGGCUGCAGCGGCGGUAGCCUGGUGUCUGUAUACAAGGACGCCCUGAACCCGGAGCCCCCUGCGCUACCAGCCCUCACCACCAUAGACCUCCAGGACCUGGCCGACUGCUCCUCGCUACUCGGGUCCGACGCGCCGCCUAGUGGUGACCCCGCCGCCUCGCAGAACCAUUCUCUGCAAACGGAUACGGACUUCGAUCUGCAGGAAUUCAGAGACACGGUGGAUGAACUCAUUGCAGACUCAUCCUCCUUGAUGUCGCCUCCCCUGGCCGGCGGAGACUUCCCAUUCUCACCCUGCGACGUAUCCCCGUUCGGGUCCUGCCUUUCCCCGCCUCUGGACCCGCGUGCCCUGUCGUCACCGCCGCUGCACCUUCCAGACGUGACUCCGCCGGAGCAAUACUGGAAGGAGGUGGCCGACCAGAACCAGAAGGCUUUGGGGGACGCGCUCGUCGAGAAUAACCAACUGCACGUGACGCUGACUCAGAAGCAGGAGGAGAUCGCCUCGCUCAAGGAGCGGAACGUGCAGCUGAAGGAACUCGCCAGCCGAACCCGGCACCUGGCCUCGGUGCUGGAUAAGCUAAUGAUCUCGCAGUCCCGGGACUGCGGGGCAGAGGCUGAGCCCUUCCUGCUCAAGGCGACGGCCAAAAGGAGCCUAGAGGAACUAUUCAGCUCUGCGGGACAGAAUUGUACCGAAGUGGAUGCCAUCCUGAGGGAGAUUUCUGAGCGCUGUGACGAAGCUCUGCAGAUGCGCGAUUCCAAGAGGCCGCGGCUGCAGCCGGAGCUCGCGAGCACGGACGAUCCGCCUGGGAACCUGCACGGCUCGUUCCGAGGGCUGCGCACCGACCACAGCCGGAGCGCGCUAAACCUGAGCCACAGUGAGCUGGAGGAGGACGGUUCCUUCAGCACCCCUAUUCGCAGCCACAGCACCAUCCGCACCCUCGCCUUCCCCCAGGGCAACGCCUUCACUAUCCGGACAGCCAACGGGGGUUACAAAUUCCGCUGGGUCCCCAGCUGACCUGGGAUGCAGUCUUCCGAAAUACUGCCCUGUAUCCCUGCUGAAGUCCCUGGCGGCCGAGCGGGGGUAGCUGGAAUUGUUUCCUGAA